Molecule: messenger RNA, 7686 nt
Organism: Mytilus californianus (California mussel)
Lineage: Eukaryota; Metazoa; Mollusca; Bivalvia; Mytilida; Mytilidae
Product: kelch-like protein 8
Exons: 7
Coding region: 74-1963 (629 amino acids)
Molecular function (GO): protein binding
Source: RefSeq, a predicted model, not a curated record
AGAUUGGAGCAAUUUGCCUAGAUAUAUAUAAUGUUUACAAUUCUCUAUAAGACAAUUGGUAAACAACCUCAAUAUGGCAGAGCAACCACCUUUACCCAAGAGAAUUGACAGUCUUUCAGAAAAGUUGGUACCACCUAUUCCACCAAAGCCAGUCUCCCGAUCACCGUCAAAGCGGUUGAACAAAAUGGCCACUUCAGAAAAUCUUGCUGCUGACUCUGCAAUGUCUCAAAAUUUUGAUGCCAAACAUCACUACAAAUCUUGUUUUAAAACAUUUCAAGAAUUUUAUAAAAAUGGCGAUUUGUUUGAUAUAGAAUUAAAAGUUGGAGAUACCAAAUUUAAAUGUCAUAAAAUUGUGUUGUCAUGUGUCAGUGAGUACUUCAGAGUUAUGUUUAUGUCAGAAAUGUCAGAAAGUCAACAAAAAUUUGUCACUAUUCAUGACAUAGAGGAAAGUGCAAUGUCAAAACUUAUAAAUUUUGCCUAUACUGGAAAAAUAACAUUUACAAUAGAAACAGUGCAGCCUAUUUUGUAUGCUGCUUCCAUACUGCAGAUAAAUACUGUUAUUGAAGCAUGCUGUCAGUUCAUGGAGAAUCAUCUUCACCCUACCAAUUGUAUUGAUGUACACAAUUUUGCAGAACAGCAUAAUCACGCAGAACUAAUGAAAAUGGCUGAUCAUUACAUUCUUGACAACUUCAAUGAUGUUGUUGAAACUGACGAAUUCAAAGACAUGUCUUUCAAUCAUCUUGAAUGUCUUGUGAAGUCUCAAGACUUAAAUGUUACAGAUGAAACACAAGUAUAUGAAGCUGUCCUUAAGUGGGUCAAAGAAGACCCAGAAAGUCGUAAAGCUAAUAUGUCCAAAUUGUUAUCGCAUAUAAAACUAGCAUUGUUAAGUCCAACCUACCUUGUGGAGAAUGUGGCCAGUGAAGAGUUGGUGAAGAAAGAUUUAGAUUGUAGAGAUUUACUUGAUGAUGCUAAAUCCUAUCAAAUGUCCUUGGCAAGUCUUGUAUCCAAGGUCAGACCUUCAGAACAGACCAGACCUAGGAAAAGUUGUGCAGGCGUUUUGUUUUGUGUUGGUGGCAGAGGAGCUUCUGGAGACCCAUUCAAAAGUAUAGAAUGUUAUGAUCCUAGAAAUGACAAAUGGUUUGGUAUCACGGAGAUGAUGAACAGAAGGAGACAUGUCGGGGUUUGCUGGACAGGAGGUCUUUUGUACUCUGUUGGAGGACAUGAUGGAACUAAACAUUUGAAUACUGGGGAAGUAUUUGAUCCAAAAACUAACAAAUGGUAUAACAUUGCUGCAAUGACUACUCCUAGACGUGGUAUUGCCCUAGCCCCUAUGGGAGGAGCUAUAUAUGCUGUAGGAGGUUUAGAUGACACUACAUGUUAUGACACAGUUGAGAGAUAUGAUCAUGCCUGUGACAAGUGGACAUUUGUAUCCUCUAUGAAUGUCAGGAGAGGUGGAGUUGGAGUCACAUCAUUUAAUGGUCAUUUAUAUGCUGUUGGAGGAAAUGAUGGUACAUCUUCAUUGGACAGAUGUGAGAAAUAUGAUCCAAUCAUGAACAAAUGGAGCAGUAUAGCUAACAUGGAAAGACCCAGGGCUGGUGCUGGUCUCUCAGUUCUUGAGGGAUAUGUAUACGUCGUUGGUGGAUUUGAUGACAGCUCCCCUUUGAAUACAUGUGAACGGUACAACUGUCAAACAAACAAAUGGGAGAGGAUGGCAGACAUGACAUGUGCUCGUGGAGGAGUGGGUGUGUCUACUAUGGCAGGGAAAGUGUUUGCUGUGGGUGGUCAUGAUGGAUUUAAUUAUCUCAGUUCUGUAGAGGCAUAUGAUCCUAUUAAAGAUAGUUGGACAACAGUAAGCAAUAUACAGCAAUGCAGGGCUGGAGCAGGAUUAGCUUUUAGUGAAUGCUCUCCAAAUCUAUUAGUGAACUCACAAGUCAACAACAUUGAGAAGGAACAAGGGUACUAGGACAUGUUUAUUGUAUUGGGAGUGAAUUAUUCUGUAAUGCAUCUGACUAAGUUUUAACAAGCUUGCUCUUUUGUUUGAAAACUCAAAGCUUGUUUCUAUUUUUAAGCAUCUCUAUUGUUAAACAGUAAUUUGUAUGCACUUUGCAUUAUUUUCUAUUUAUGUGGUAUUUCUUUUGAAAGACAGAACUUUAUUUACUAACAUUGCAUAUGAGGAUUUUUUUUUUUAUGGGAGAAUUUGUUGAUCAUUUUAGAAGUAUUUGAAAGUAAAAUUAUGUUUGGAAAGAUUUUUUUUAAUGUUAAUUUUCAUAGGUAUUCCAAAACGUACUGCAUGUUAUACAUGUAUUCAUUUACAUGUUAACACUUAUUUUGUAUGGUUUAACAAAUGGGUUUAUCUCUAAAUAACUCGAGAUAACUUUUGUUUUAAGAAACUUGUGAUGAAAUUAAUGUUUUCAGAGAUUAUUUUAAGAAGAAAAAAUAUUUAAUUGGUUAUUGAAUCAUGAUAAUAUAUUUGUUGAAUAACUAUGGUACAAUAUGAAUAAACUUGCAAUCCUUUAUUGUUUAGCCUGUGACAUUUUGUUGUGGAAGUGAGACAUAGUUAUCCUACAUUCUGUUGUUGGCAGUAUCUACAUUAUGUGGAUAAAGUUUUUUUAGAUGUCAAUAACUUUGUCAAACCUUCUUUGUAUUUACUAACUCUUGGAUAGAAGCUUUCUUAUGAUCAUAUAAAGACCGUAUGCAGUGUAAAAAAAAAUUUUGUUUUUUUGUUUUCUGUAUUUUACUGAUAAAGUUUUUAAUGCAGUUAACAUUAAGAAGCUGUCUAUGGUAAUAGAUUUUCAGACAUCAAAUAACUUUGUCAGACCUUUAUAGAAUUUUAUGAAAUUUUGGCAAAAGCUUUAUUUUGAUUAAGGGAUAAUGUCUGAGUCAAACUUUUAUAUAUAUUUUAUUUUUCCAUAUUUUACUGAUAGGUGGACUUAGUAUGUUUUUCAGUUAACAAUUACAUACCGUCUGGGUUUACAUUUAUUAUACAAUGCUACUUUGUUAAACCUUCAUGCUUUGAAACUUUGAAAUAAGGUUCUUCAAGAUCAAGAAAUAGUAUAUGAAGAAAAAUUUUAAUUUUUUUGUAAUUUUUCGGUAUUUACUGAUAAAUGGACUUAGUUUUUGUCAAAUUUAAUUCACCUUUACAAUAAGAGCAGCAAUCACAGGCAAGACAUAGAGUUGGGUUCUGAGGUACCCUUUACAAAUUUUUAUACUGAUAUCUCAAUUGCACUCUGCAAUAGAAAGCAAGAGACAGAAACAAAAUGACUUGAAUGCAAUGACUUCGCUCAAGAAAGGAAAUUUUAAUACAUGUAGUUAGUACCUUUAUUGUCCUAUUUUUGCCAACUGUGUUUUUUAAGCAGUGUUUUUUUUUCAAAUUUGUUUCGUACUGUUAUUGUUAAUCUUUCCCAACAAGCCAAUUUUACAAAGUUUGGGAAUCAUGCAAAAUCACAGUCUAUAUAUAACUGGUGUUAUGUAACUAUUGUGUGUAAAAAAAUCCAAACAUAAGUCUAUCUCAGAUCUUGUUAAUUCAGUGACUUCAGAAAGUUGUUUUUCUUGAAUAAAUCAGUACAAUUACUGAACAAUACACUGAGGUAAAAAUUACUCUGUGCUUGUAAUUUUUAUACUGUCCAGUUUGGUUGUAUACUUUAGCUAGAAUUGUCUGGUAUCAGUAAAAAAUAUUAUUUUUUUUCUUGUCAUGUGAUUUAAUAUAUGAUGUCAGCACACAUAACAUGUCUUCACCACACAAAUGAAACUGUUGUUUCAAGAUUUUGAAGAAUUACUUGUCUAUUUAUUAACCUACACAAUUUCUUAGCUCACUAAAUGAAGUCAUACACAGAAUGUUUAUUUUUUUUUAUUAAAAAUCACUUUCAUAAGUUGGAAACAUGAUAUAGAAUUCAAAAUAAUAAACAAAAAAUAAUGAAAUGAUGCUAUAUAUUUAUAUGAAUACUUUAAAGUAUAAAUCAAUAUAUAUUUUUUUAUAGCAAAAUAUCUGUUGUGUGUCGAAAGUAUCUGGCAAAACUUUUAGGAAUUUUUGGUCCUCAAUGCUCUUCAACUUCGUACUUUAUUUGGCCUUUUUAACUUUUUUUGAUUCGAGCGUCACUGAUGAGUCUUUUGUAGACGAAACGCGCAUCUGGUGCAAAUACAAAAUUUCAAUCCUGGUAUCUAUGAUGAGUUUAUUUGCACAUUGAAAAAGGUUUUUUUUCUGACUUGUUACAUUUUUCCCCAGACAAUACUUUUUUCCUAAAUUUUUAUGUAGCAAGCUUGUUUAACAUGUUUUCAAAGGGAAGGGAAAGCUAUUUAGUGUUCAUUUUCUUAUGUAGAUUUUGAAGGAAUUACAGGUACAUUUAUUAUCACCAGAUGUUUUUUUGCAGACCUAAUACCUGUAGGCCUUAAAUAUUUUAGAUUUUUUUUUCCAUUCUAUUAUGCAAACAUGACUGAAGGAUAUCAAAAUAUGGACAAAGUCAGUUUGUUUAUCUAUGAAUUUGUCUAGCUCAAGCACUUAACAAUAUUUCCAUUGCUUUGAGAGAAUUUCAAAAGAGCUCCAAAAGGUAUGCUUAAAAAGUUUCUUUACUUCAAAAAGUUUGAUGGUAUUUAUUUUUAUGAAGAAAUGCAUUAUAAAUUGUAUCUUGUUCUCAAAGCUAUCAUUUCCUAACUUAUCUUUACUUAGCAGAAUGUCAACCUGCUGUUAAAAUUACUAAUGCAUGUAACUAUUUCUCAAUUUUGUAAAAGGAUCUAUGAGAAGUGUUCACAAAUUCAGUUUUAAGAUAAAAAGAGAAUUAUAUUAUACAUGAACAUAUUGUAUAAUCUCCUCUAAUCCCCUUCUCAAUAUAAAAAAGUAAAUAGGACAAAACAGCACUUUCUAAAGUUUUGAAAACAGGGCUUUGGAUUACAUUCAUUUAUGGUAGAUUCAGAUGAAUGGUAAUAAUAUCCAGUAAAAUCCAAUGAAUUUCAGUAAUAUUGUCAGGUGGAUAUCAAUAAUACUCAGCUAAUGUAAUUUCAUUAUAUACUGUCUAUAAUGUUUUCAAAACAAAAUUGUGUACAUUAUAUUGAAUUCCACAUUGUGCUUGGAUUUUUCUAAAUUUUUAAUCAUUAUAAGUUUUAAAUUUCAUUUCAGGUGAAUAAUCAUUAUGAAAAACCUUGUUGUAUAUAAACAGGAAGAUAACUGACACCAUUAUAUCUUUAAAGAAAUACAUUACUACACCAAAUACAGUCAUUAUCUGAAAUGAAUGAGGAAUUUUAAUUUGCAUUGUGUGUUGCUGAUAUAUUUUUAUACCCCUGCUUUAAAAAAGUGGGGGUAUACUGUUUUACCUCUGUCUGCCCGUCAGUCCGUCCCAUGAAUAUUUUUCGUUGCGUUUUUCUCAGGUACUACAUGACAAGGAUUUCUGAAAUUUGAUUCAAGGUUUAUAUGAGUGAGCUAUACCAUGUGAUGCGUUUUCAGAUUCACCACUCAACAACUUCCUGUUUUUACCGAACACUUACAUAUUUUUACACUAUUAAAAUUAUCCAUAUUUGGGUGGGGGUAUCAUCAGUGAGCAGUAGCUCGUGGUUUCACUUGUUAAAUUCUAAUUAAAGAUUGAAUUAAAGAUUGCACUUCUAUCUGACCCUACAUUUAUCUGAUCAAUAUCUUGCACGUAUAUAGGGGUAAUAAGUUUAGAGUAAUUUUACACAAAUUGACUAUUUAUUUACUUAGCACUUUUCAGUUUACUCUGAAGCAGCCAAUGAAUUCAAAAUUGAAUAGGAUUAAUAAAAAGUCAAUAAAUAGAAACAUGAAGGACUUUACUGUUACAUUAUUGUGCAUUGUUGUUAUUGGUGUCAGUAAAAUGUUUUGGAAUCUUGAUGAAUCUUUCAAAUUUAGUAGGAAAGUCCCAAUGAAUUGGUAUUAUAUAUUAUGUAUUUGGUGAAGUUAGAAACUGUUUGUUUGUAGUACCAUUUAUCUAUGGAUAUGUUUAUGAUUAUUUCAGGAACUACACAGCAAAAAAAAACGAUAUAAAAUGGGAAGAAAGAUAUAUGUAUUAGGUCAUGCAUUGUAUUAGAAAAUACAACAUUUUUGGUUUUUAGGAAACCUUCUAUUACUUUGACAUUGUUGUCAUACAGUCAUAAUUGUAUGAAUUUCAAGUCUUUUAGAUAGAUUUUAAAUCUCUUUUCACCAAAGCCCAUGACAAUCCUGAUAAUAUCAGUUUCUCCAAGGGAGAUGUACAGAAGUAAAUCUAUUAUUGAAGAUUUAAAAAGACACUGAAUAAUGAUACAAUGUCAUUUAGUAGUUUUGGUUUCCUUUAUAUUUUGCAUGCAUGAAUGAUUAUAUUUCCUUCUUUAAAGUAAGAUUAAGCCCAUGAAAACAUGUAAACAUUAUGCUAUCAGUUUCUCCAAGGGAAAUGUACAGAAGUAAACACAUUACUAAAGAUUAAAAAAAUACUUUUAAUGAUACAUGUAGCAGCCUUGAUAUCCUUUAAUGGUUGCAUGCAUGUUUAAAGUUACGUUUAAAAAAAAAAGAAUUUUCUGAGCUGUCAAGAUCAAAAGAAUAUCUUGGUAUUAUCAAAAAUAAAACAUUUUGGUUCAAUUACAAUUUGAACAAGCAUAUGUGAAAGGUCCUUCAAACUAAAAAAAAAAUUAAAAGAUAUUUAGACAACAAUAAACAGUCUUUGUCUAUGGAUUUACAUAUUUUUGAACUCCGAUUGGGCACUUCUUUGUAUCAACUGAAGUUGUAAACAAUCAAAGUGAUAUGUCAUGCACAUAGAAAACUUGAGGGCCUGAAUUUUACUUCAAAAGGAAGUAAAAGUUUAAAGCAUUUUAAAAUGCAUCUAAAAUAUCCUCUCUCUUUUUACCUAUAUUUUUUUCGACAGGUAAGAAAUGUUUUAAUAACUCAGAGAUCUCUUUAAGAAAAUUAUAAUAGUUAUAUGCAGCUUUCAAAAUUCUAUCAAUGACAAGCUAUAGAAAUGACUAUGUAUUUAAAUCUUGAAACUAAUCAAUUGCUCAUAAAAAAGGCUCAACAAAAUGAAAUCAGAAUUUCAUAAUUAUAUGAAUGCUGUAGGAACUUAUUCUUAUUUUAGAAAAGGUUAUUAGUAAUAUUUAGAAAAGGCUGGGUGUGAAUUAUAAACAUUGUAGCAAUAACCCAAGAUAUUAGUAGGUCAUAUUUUCUUUGAUUUUAUGUUAAGACCUGUAAUAAGCUACAUGCACUGCAAUUAAUUACAAUAAAUUGUUCAGAUCUACACCAUAUACUUUGUUCUUCCUUAUAGCCUCCACAUCUUUAAAACAAAUUCAAAUAGUAUGUCCUCAGGUAAACAUAAACCAAAUAUCAUAAUGACAUGAGUAUCAAUUGUGAGAAGAGUCUGAUCUUUGGAUCUUACUUUCUGGCUAAGAUUAAAUCUGGAUUAAAAAAAGGUGUAUGGCAAAAAAACAAUAAAAAAAAAUUCACUUUUUCAUCAGUUUUAAUUUCAUAAACAUAAUUCCUUUUUUUGAAAAUUCAUUGAAAUCUGCUUGGUGCUUAAUGAGUAGAAUUUAUAUUGACAAAUUCACACAGAAUUGUGAAUGAAAUGAUAUUGUAAUUGUUAUGGUUGUGAUUAUUGUAUAUAAUUUUAUUGAGAUAUGUCUUAAUUUAUUUUGUAAUAUGUGCAAUAUUUUACAUUGUAUUUUGAUUUGAUAUACAAGCAUGAGUUGUAAGAUAGUUCUUGUAAUAAAUAUUUUAUUAAUUGA